Messenger RNA from Trichobilharzia szidati, 3732 nucleotides. NCBI's taxonomy places the organism in Eukaryota, Metazoa, Platyhelminthes, Trematoda, Strigeidida, Schistosomatidae. The record is from the annotation of a GenBank genome assembly.
AUGAUAAGAGGCUCUUUCGCGUCUGAUGAGCAGGAUAAUUCUGUGAUCUACUAUGACGAUAUGCAAGAUUUCGAUCAAACCAUAAAAAUAUCUCGACCAAAUGCACACUGGACUUCUUUGCGUUCUAACACUGAGGAAAUACCCAAUCACCUCCGAGAGAGUUGGAAUUUAAGUACUGACCUGAAGGAUCACUUCGAAUACACAUCCUUAGAACGAUCACUAUUAUCAGGACUUCCCAAUGAAAUCGAACUCGCUUUAAAUACAAUCCUGUUGAUGUCCUCUCAGCCAAACUGCUUCAGUAUUAGCAGAAACCCUCGGCUGCUUGACUUACUUUUAAGUUCUGUUGGUGUCAGCUGUCCAGAUAUAGAUUUUAUGCGCAAUGUCCCAAACUCAUAUACUCCUGCGCAGUCCUCAACUGCUCAGCAACUCAGAUACCUCAGUUUCUGGGAAUCAAAUGUUGAUAACGAAGAUGGACGAGUCUUUCUUUCCCCCACUGCCUUCAACUCAAAUUUUUCCGAAACGGUACGGUAUAGAAGAUUAUGUAGUUCACCUACUAUCCAAGAGAUGACAUACGGCGACGAAGAAGCGUUCCGUAUACAGCUGGUUGCCACGGUACUACGGAACCUGGCUGUAGAUGAUGGAUUAAGUGCUGUUAUCAUUGGACGACAUUCUCAAGCCCUGCGCUUCAUUUUCUUGUGCAUAUAUGCCAAACACUCUUGUCUACAUCAACUUGGCUUGGAAAUAUUGUCAUCUUUAUAUUUCCCGGUACUUGGUUCUCUCACAUCCGCUUUGCAUCGUCUACUCACAACCCUGUUGGUCUGUCCUGAUCGCAUUGAUCGCAUUCGUGGUUUACAAAUUGUUAAAAACCUAUGUACAGCACCUCUUUUUGAUAUGACAUACGAUCGUGUUCUCCCUGCCGGCAUAAAAAGAGUUUCUUUUGCCUGGACGGAUCGCAAUAUUGCAUUUUUGACUUCACUGCCACCAGCUACAUUCUUGUCUAUCACAAGUACUCUGUGUUUAAAAGAUCUACACCUGGUGGUGCUUGCUGUGGAUACUGUUUAUAGCUUGACCUGCCUCGGUCCUUCACUGUGUGAUCGUUUACUUCAAAAAGGAUCAACACCCGAGGAAGACGCUACCGCUUCCUUGGGAUUUCGUUUAACUCAUCAAAAUACAAGUCUACUUCCCCUUCUGAUUUCAUUGCUGAAUUUGGAAGCUCAAGCUAUGGGAUCAGAUAGCCUUAUACGUGUGCGUGUCAUGCAGGCACUGGGUACAGAAUCUGCUAAUACCAAAUCAUCUGUUUCGAAACCCAAUUCUUUAACAGUACCUCCACCUACAAAAGUAAUUCCAAGCACUGCACAAACAACUGCAAUUCCUUAUCUUCCCAAUAAAGAUUCUGUGAUCAUGUGCACCACAAAUUCAACAGUCCAGCUACCGAUUCACUGCUCCCAGCCAAAUUUAACUUUAUCAUUAAAUCAGCCUUCUCACUGUGCAAGUCAGCGCUCUGGUGUUCAGGACACAUGUGCAAUAACUUCCACUGUGAAAACCUUUAUUUCAGCAUCUCAAAAUUACCGUCACCCAAAUGUUAUUAAUUGUCAUUCAUGUUCCACUGGCCCCACUGUAUCGGUGGCUGAUUCACUAGCUACCGGAAAUCAAGCUCUACAUCCUCGUGUAAAUAAACGUGAUUUAUUAGUUAGGAGUUGUCUUCCAAUCAUCACUAAUUCCAGAGUCAGCUGUCCUGUUCGUGAAGUUGGUACUAUAAUGCAUUCAACACAACAAAAUCCAGGGUCUGUCUCUGCGAACAAACCAGCCUUAUCUGUGAUACAGACUUCAUCAUCGACACUACCUAGCAAUGUUCUCAGUGUAAGUCAUGGCACUCCGAGUGUGAAUGACGUCAAAAGUAAAGUUUGUUUACCUCAACAAACAUGUACACUACUAAUAAAUAAUCCAUCCACUAAUACAAGUUCAGAAAUUCAAAAGCAAACAAAUCCUUCAUCCAAACUUCUUGCUACAGAAAAUGGUUUACCUCAUUUGGACAGACGCGAAUUCAUGUUUGAAUGGCUUAAGAGUAAUUAUGCUGUACAUAAUCACUCCAGCAUUCCACGUAUUCAAAUAUAUAAUGAAUAUCAAAAAGCACAUUUACAAAGGUUUAGAAAUAUCGGUGCAGUUUCACCUGUCGACUUUCAUUCCCAGAUCAAAACAAUAUUUCCUGGAGUGGGCCAAGUAAAAGUUCAGGUUCCAGGUGGAAGCGUCGAAAUUCACUAUAAUAACUUGAAACAUGUCAAUGCUCCAGAGCCUGAAAGUCAGCAAGGUAUAAAUGAUAUUAUGGCAUCUGUUUUAAGCCCAGUCAAAAUGGAAACAAAUAAUCAUGAAGCUCGUUCCCCAAAAAAUAAGUGUCGUAAACGAGUAGCAACAGGAACACCUCUUCAUCCUACAUCUCCUAAACUUACCUCAAAAACUGAAGAUACUUCUAAUCAUGUACUCAAAAACUCACGAGUUGAUGUUCGUGAAUUGAAUGGACAUCCUGAAUCUGUAAAGUUAACAAAUGGACAAUUAAUUCAUCCUUUAAAUGGUCUACCUCGAGAUACUAAUGAUGUCACCAAUAAUAUCAAUUCAACCGUUCACAAUGGGUUGCAUUCAGUGAAAUUAGGUGUUUCUGCUAGCAAUAUGAACGAAGACAGUUGCUGCGUCCAGAAAAAACCCGCGGCAACUGUAAAAGCAACAGCGGUUGUUUCUCUACCCGACUCUAAGAUUAUGAUUGUCCCCGUUUUUGCUGCUUAUGGUGUGGGUCACAAUUUAGCAGUUAAACAACCACCGACUAAUGAGACUCCUGUGGUGCCCAACACCGGGAAACCUGAAUUAAAUGAAGUUCAAAAUACCAAUGAAACAUUUACUUCAGCUUAUGCCAGCUGCCGUCAAACCUCAACUGUUGUCAAAGCUGAUGCUAAUGUUGUCAAGUCCACAACACCACUUUGUAUAGCUACUUGCAAUCCAGAUCUCGGUUCAAAGUCAAUUACUGUUACUUCUGACAACCAUAUUAAUGGAAUUUCUAAAAUUCCUGUUGGAAAUACCCGGUUACGCUGUAAAUGGGGUAUGUGUGAAAAGGAGUUUUCAGAGCCAAGUGAACUUUGGAGUCAUUUUAAAAGUACACAUUAUGAAACUGUACGAGAUCUGCGUCAAGUUAAAUGUGUUUGGGAGGACUGUUCUGAGGUGAUACUGAAUACCGCCUUGGAUUCACUUCUGAAUCAUUUCAAUUCUAAGCAUAGCUUUCCACUGUCUUCUCGUCUGGGCUGUAUAGCAAAUAAUGACCAUUCCAUGGCAGCGGGGAACGCUAGUCAAUCAGUCUGUGAACUAUCCAGAAACGAUGCAUCAAACCCAUCCCCGUGUGAAAUCGAAAAGCCGUUGGUUUAUGAUGAAUUAAAUUUAUCUUCCAUUUUGUCAGAAGAAUGUCGGAGAGCUUUAACCGGAGGAAUUCCCAAUCCACCUUUCGCACCUACACCAGUUCAUGAAGGACCUGUAACUAAGCAUCUCAGACUUACUGCUGCUUUGGCUCUACGAAAUUUACUUCAAUAUAGUGAUGUUGCACGCCGUUACGUGAGUUCCUGUGAGAAUAUUCUCUGCGAUUUAGCCUUCGCAAAUCUCGAGUCUUCGCCUACAAUCUUGGAGUGCCUGACAUUAUUGUCCAAUCCACGUGAAGAAAACUCUCAAAGUCAAUCUUCUUUAGACAUUCUCUAA